GAGGUGGUGAUGGAAGAAGGUGUGAAGGUACUCGGAUAUGGCGGAUGGGUGAAGGAGGUGGAGGUGAAGGAAGGAGUGAAGGCACUUGGCUAUGGCGGAUAGGUGAAGGGGUGGAAGUGGAAGGAGGUGCGAAGGUGCUUGGCUAUGGUGGAUGGGUAAAGAAGGUGAAGGUGAAAGAAGGUGUGAAGGUACUUGGCUAUGAUGGAUGGGUGAAGGAGGUGAAGGAGGAAGAAGGUGCGAAGGUGCUUGGCUAUGGUGGAUGGGUGAAGGAGGUGGAGGUGGAAGAAGGUGUGAAGGUGGAAGAAGGUGUGAAGGUGCUUGACUAUGGUGGAUGGGUGAAGGAGGUGGAGGAGGAAGAAGCUGCGAAGGUGCUUGGAUAUGGUGGAUGGGUGAAGGAGGUGGAGGUGGAAGGAGGUGUGAAGGUGCUUGGCUAUGGUGGAUGGUUGAAGGAGGUGGAGGUGGAGGAAGGAGUGAAGGUACUUGGCUAUGGUGGAUGGGCGACGGAGGUGGAGGUGGAAGAAGGUGUAAAGGUGGAGGUGGAAGAAGGUGUGAAGGUACUUGGCUAUGGUGGAUGGGUGAAGGCGGUGAAGGAGGAAGAAGGUGUAAAGGUAUUUGGCUAUGGUGGAUGGGUAAAGGAGGUGGAGGAGGAAGAAGGUGCGAAGGUGCUUGGCUAUGGUGGAUGGGUGAAGGAGGUGGAGGUGGAAGAAGCUGAGGUGGAGGUGGAAGACGUUGUGAAGGUGCUAGGCUAUGGUGGAUGGGUGAAGGAGGUGGAGGUGGAAGAAGGUGUAAAGGUACUUGGCUAUGGUGGAUGGGUGAAGGAGGUGGAGGAAGAGGAAGGGGUGAAGGUACUUAGCUAUGGUGGAUGGGUGGAGGUGGAGGAAGAAGAAGGGGUGAAGGUACUUGGCUAUGGUGGAUUGGUGAUGGAGGUGGAGGAGAAAGAAGGUGCGAAGGUGCUUGGCUAUGGUGGAUGGGUGAAGGAGGUGGAGGUGGAAGAAGGUGUGAAGGUACUUGGAUAUGGUGGAUGGGCGAAGGAGGUGGAUGUGAAAGGUGUAAAGGCGCUAGGCUAUGAUUGAUGGGUGAAGUGGAAGAAGGUGUGAAGGUACUUGACUAUGGUGGAUGGGUGAAGGAGGUGGAGGAAGAGGAAGGGGUGAAGGUACUUAGCUAU
Molecule: messenger RNA, 1165 nt
Organism: Chara braunii
Lineage: Eukaryota; Viridiplantae; Streptophyta; Charophyceae; Charales; Characeae
Source: the annotation of a GenBank genome assembly